This is a messenger RNA of Soboliphyme baturini, 1275 nucleotides long. NCBI's taxonomy places the organism in Eukaryota, Metazoa, Nematoda, Enoplea, Dioctophymatida, Soboliphymatidae. The record is from the annotation of a GenBank genome assembly.
AUGCUUCCGUGCUAUGUGCAAACGAGUUUCGUGACGGUCGUGCUGCUGGUGUCCAGGCUUGACCUCGUGCAGCCGUACGCCAACGGCUUCCCGUGUUCCACACAGUACACGAUGAGGCCGUUGCUGCAGCAUCGCGGAACCCCGUCCGCCCCCAGCAAAGACCCCCCGCCGUAUCUGUUCUCCAUCUUUGACUCAAAGCAAAACCCAGUCAAUAGUGUCACGCCGUUCCGACAGUUUCUGCUCCAAGCCCGCCUGGCCACUAGACAAGGAUUCGUGAUCGGCCACCUGAGGGCGGGCGAAUUUUUGGCCGACGUCAACUGGUACAAGUACGGUAUCAAGUUCCAGGAAUGCCAAACGCACGUGAACAACUCGAUCACCAACUCAAAUGACAAUCCCAAAUUCAUCAUCGAAGCCAAAUGGCACACCAUCCGCAACGAAGGGCCAAUACAGUUCGUUAUCACGAUUGUCAAGGACGCCGAUAACUACUGGGUCCAGUGGCAGCCGCCCACUGGUUUAAUAUUUCCAGAUCCAGCGGCAAGCUUCGAGAAGAAAAAUUCCAUCCACAUAAAGGUUGCGAAACAGCCGUCGCCUGAUGAGGAAAAGCAGCCGCUGGACCCGUGCAAAAACGGAGCCACCUGCCGUAACAUGCUAUCCGCCGAACAGUACGAGUGCAUCUGUACUCCACAGUGGACCGGUGCAACGUGUGAAAAGAGAAACUACUGCCACCACCAUAAGUGCAAAAAGGGCAUUUGCAUAAAUGGCGCCAAAGGCUACACGUGUCAGUGUGAUCUGAACUACGGAGGCAAAUAUUGCGACAGACAGUGCCCAAGCUCGAGGUGUCUGAACGGCGGGACGUGUGUGAUCGAUGACUCCGGUCUGCACUGCGCGUGUUUGCCCGGAUUCAGCGGGCACUCCUGCGAGCACACUAUCAACGAAUGCGCCGAAAAUCCAUGCGAAAACAAGGCGACGUGCAUCAACAACAUCGGCGGAUUUACGUGCAUCUGCCCGAUCGGCUACAUGGGUGAACGUUGUCAGCGGCCAUGCCAGGAUAUUUACGGCAGUUGCGAGUUCUGGGGAGAACAGGACCGAUGCGAGUCGAUGCGGCCAGCGACUAAGUUCUUCGACAUCAACUGCGCGGUCACCUGCAAGCAAUGCCGUUUCUCGAACCUCACAGGUAAGCGUCGAAUGACGCAGCCAAAUGCGGCUCUUGUCUUGCCAUUAAGUUUAUAUCGAAGGGUUAUGAUGUUUGGCGUUCCGUACCUCAAUUACACGUAA